GACUCCUCAGCCUCAGGCCACAUCAUGGAGAGUCUGGAGAAGCAGCUCAUCUGUCCCAUCUGUCUGGAGAUGUUCACCAAGCCCGUGGUCAUCCUGCCCUGCCAGCACAACCUGUGCCGCAAGUGUGCCAACGACGUGUUCCAGGCAUCCAACCCCUACCUGUCAACCAGAAGCGGCUCCACGGUGACGUCCGGAGGUCGUUUCCGCUGCCCGUCCUGUAGACAUGAGGUGGUCCUGGACCGACACGGGGUUUACGGCCUGCAGAGGAACCUGCUGGUGGAAAACAUCAUUGACAUGUACAAACAGGGCAGUACCAGUAAAACGCCUCUGGAGCCGAAGCUGGAGCAGCCGAUGUGUGAGGAGCACGAAGACGAGAAGAUCAACAUCUACUGCGUCUCCUGCAGCGUCCCCACCUGCUCCCUGUGCAAGGUGUUCGGAAGCCACAAGGACUGUGAGGUGGCUCCGCUGAGCAGCGUCUUCACCCAACAGAAGGCAGAGCUCACCGACUGCAUCACCAUGUUGGUUGGAAACAACGAGCGGAUUCAGGCCGUCAUCGGUCAUCUGGAGGAAACGUGCAGGGCUGUUGAUGACAACGGCCGCAGACAGAAGUCGAAGGUGUGCGAGACCUUUGAUCACCUGUUUGCCCUUCUGGAGGAGAAGAAAGGUGAGAUGACUGUGAGGAUCAACUCAGAGCAGGAGGAGAAACUUGACUACAUCCGAGGUCUAAGGAAGAAGUACACUGACCACCUGGAGACCACAGCCAAGCUGUUGGAGACGGCCAUCCAGACUAUGGAUGAGUCCGAGAUGGCCGUGUUCCUGCAGAUGGCCAAACCGCUGCUUCAGAAGAUUGUGGAUGGAACCAACACAUCUCACCUGGAUAAACUCCAACACGGCUACGAGAACAUGGAUCACUUCAAGGCAAACCUUGACCAUCAGAGGAAGGCGCUAAGUAGCAUCGACUUCAACAAAUGUGAUAAUGAUGACAAUGAAGAUGGGGGAGAGGUCAGCGCAACAACAGGAAGUGGCACUAAGGCACAGCACACUGCACCUGUAACAACUACAGGACAUGCAGCCAAUCAGGAACCUCCUCUGUUACCCGUCCAGCUGGUAGCUCUGCCCCCUCAUAGACCAACAGAAACAUCACCCACUUUCACAUCACAGCCUAAACCACCCGGACCCUCAUCAGUCAACCAGGAGCUGCCCCCUCUGCUUCCUCCUACAUCUGGCCCUGCCCCUCAGGUCCAGUCUGAUCAGAAUGAGUCAGAAGAUAGAGACACACCCAAACACGUCUUCUCCUUCAGCUGGCUCAACCAGAAAUAAGAAGUAAAAUCAGUUUGACACCCUUGAGGAGAAUGUUAUGUUCCCUACAUUUUUCUAUAACAUUUCUACAGAUUUUGAAAAAUGUCACUUCUUUUUUAAACAAAUAUCUUGUGUUAAUAAUGUAAUACUUUAAGUAGUUAAACUUAACAAGUGAGGUUAACUGCGUUGAGUAAAUAUUAAAUUAGAGAUACAUUCACAGAGUAUGAAACAUGAAGUGUGGCUGAUAGAUACUAAUAAUAAUAUACAUGAUCACCUUCAAGCAGUGUUGAAAUGUUGCAGCUGCUUUUUAAAGCUUUAACCAAUUGAUUGUUAUUGUAAGUGAUUUUCGUAAAAGACUGGAGGAUCAUCUUUUUCUACCAACAGACAUUUAGUGGAACAAAGUAUCUUCCAUGUAGUUAUACUUGAUACUUAUGUACUUAUUUGAGACUACGUCAGUGUGGUUCUGAGUCAGCGUCCUGCUAGGUCGGUGUCCUUCACACCCACCACCACCACCGUGUGUUUGUUCUCUGUAUGUUGUCACAAAUCGGGUCUCCUAACUAAUUUUUGUGACAUUUCCGGUUUUAUUUUGAAAUUCAAAGGUUUUCAUUUUGUAAUUAGUUCCUGCAUUUAAGCACCAGCUCUGACACUUUGCCAGAUUGUCUGCUCAUGUCACCCUGUUGUCCAGCUUUCCAGCAUCUCCGCAUAAGUCCUGUGGUUUUGGUUUCUGUGCCCAUUUCUGACCUUGUAAUCCAUGCCUGUAUCUUCGCUGGAGUCUGAGUCACUGUUUUUCACCACUGCCUUCCGACUAGCCUGCUGAAUUUUGUGGUUUUCCCAAACCCCUGUCUGAGAGCUGUGCAUUUGGGUCCUUCAUCCUGCACCUGCCUGACAGAUGUUUUAAUUUGUCCUUUUUUCCUUUGUUUGUAUUUAUGAUGUUGUCCUUGUGUUUAAACUAUUUAUUAAAAAGGUUUUGUAGUUGAA
Betta splendens (Siamese fighting fish) is the source of this 2277-nucleotide messenger RNA. Its product is annotated as E3 ubiquitin-protein ligase TRIM63-like. Lineage: Eukaryota; Metazoa; Chordata; Actinopteri; Anabantiformes; Osphronemidae. Gene Ontology annotation, molecular function: zinc ion binding. Bases 25 to 1320 code for a protein of 431 amino acids. The transcript is spliced from 9 exons. The record is from RefSeq and is a predicted model, not a curated record.